GAAGCCUUGUUUCCACUUUACGCUCCUCCGACUUCUCUAGAAGUGGAGCUAAUAUUCACGAGUCUCGCAUUAUCUACUAGUCAAUUUGAAAUGCUCUUGGAUCUAAUGUAUAGAAUCGCCAAGGGUUAUCAAGGAUCGCCUGAUCUUCGCCUGACUUGGCUCGCAAACAUGGCGCAGCAGCACAUGGAAAGGAAAAAUCACACGGAAGCAGCAAUGUGUUUGGUGCACAGUGCCGCUCUGCGGCGCAAUAAGAAUCUGAUUAGUCCCGAUCAGCGGGAUUAUCAGCGGGAGCUGGAGAGAAAUUAUCAGAGAUUGACCGAGAGAUUGGCACCUCUCAUUGCUUGGAG
Molecule: messenger RNA, 347 nt
Organism: Temnothorax curvispinosus
Lineage: Eukaryota; Metazoa; Arthropoda; Insecta; Hymenoptera; Formicidae
Product: dedicator of cytokinesis protein 7-like
Exons: 2
Biological process (GO): small GTPase-mediated signal transduction; positive regulation of GTPase activity
Molecular function (GO): guanyl-nucleotide exchange factor activity
Source: RefSeq, a predicted model, not a curated record